Nerophis lumbriciformis (worm pipefish) is the source of this 2854-nucleotide messenger RNA. Its product is annotated as thrombomodulin-like. Gene Ontology annotation, molecular function: calcium ion binding; transmembrane signaling receptor activity. NCBI's taxonomy places the organism in Eukaryota, Metazoa, Chordata, Actinopteri, Syngnathiformes, Syngnathidae. Gene Ontology annotation, cellular component: membrane. The record is from RefSeq and is a predicted model, not a curated record.
AUGAAUUCAGAACAUCUCGAAGGUCCUAAAAGCGCUUGUCGGUUGUCGGGACACACGCGCACUUAAAGAUGGCAAAAAUUUGGAAUGUUUUUGUGUUUUUGCUGCUCGUCUUGGCGGGAGGACGCGCUGCCGAGGGGCCGAUCAGCGGCUCGUGCGUCGGUACGCGGUGUGACGUCAUCCACCAACAAUUCGGCGACUUUGCGAGCGCGCAUAAGCGCUGCAUAGAACAAAACGGCCACUUAGCGAGCGUGCGCUCGGCCGCGUCACUUGACAGACUCUCGGCGCUCCUCCGCAACGUUUCAGGCUCCUUCUGGGUCGGUCUGCAGAGUCCCAGCGGAUGCCCGGAUGUGACGUCCGCCCUCCGAAGCUACGAGUGGCCGACGAACGAAAGUGAAAGUGUUUCGGACACUCUUGACCGCAGCUGCAUCUCUCCAGGUUGCGUCACCGUGACCGCGGAGGGGGGCUUCCAGUGGGAGCAAGAGGCCAGCUGUGACGAGCCAGUCAGCGGCUUCGUGUGCACGCACAACUUCAGCUACGCGUGCACGCGCCUGGCGGACGGCGACGUCAGGUACGACACCCCCUUGGGCUUUGGGGGGGAGGAGCUUCUCUCCCUGCCGCCCGGAAGUACCGCAACUCGGAUGCCGAGCGAGCGGAAGUUCGUGUGCUUCUCCAAAAAGUGGCUUCCUGCUCCGUGGAGCUGCGAGAUCUUCCAGGGAGGCUGCGAGCACGCAUGCGUACACGUGGGUCCUGACCGGAAGCCAUCCUGCUUCUGCCCGCCCGGCCUCUCCGUGGACCCGCUCAACAAAGUCACGUGCACCAAGAACCCGGACGACCCGUGCGCGCGUCUGGGCUGCGAGCACGCCUGCGUGGAGGACCCGCGCGGCGCCCACUCGUGCACGUGCACGCACGGUUUCAGACUGGCACCCGACGGACGCACGUGCGUGGACUUUAACGAGUGCUCGGACGCGCGCCAGUGUCCCGGCGAGAACUUCCGGUGCGUGGACAGCCCGGGCGGCUUCAAGUGCGCGUGCGCGGACGGCUUCAAGCUGACGGGCGGCACGUGCGCGGACCAGGACGAGUGCGCGUCGGCGCCCUGCGAGCACGUGUGCCACAACACCGCCGGAAGUUACCUGUGCUUGUGCUACGAGGGCUACGUCCUGCGCGGGAACAGCUGCAAGCUGCACUGCGGCAAAGAAGAGUGCCCCGCAGAGUGCGACCCCAACAACAGGUACCAGUGCGCGUGCGCUGACGGCUACAUCGCCGAGGAGCGAGAGCAGCACACCGCGUGCAUCGACAUCGACGAGUGCGUCUUCUCCUACUGCGACCAGCUGUGCCGCAACACCUUCGGCUCCUUCACCUGCUCCUGCCGCCCGGGCUUCACCUUGACCAAGGAGGUGUUCUGCGCGCGCAGCGAGGACGAGGACGAGGACUGGGAGGGUUCCGGUCAGGCCACCGCCGGCCCCGACCGUCACGUGACCCCGCCCGCUCCCACACAGCGGCCCUCGACGCUCUCGCCGGGCGGACUGGCGGCCAUCUUGCUCUGCUGCACGCUGGCGGUGGUGUUGCUGGUCCUCCUGGUCCACUUAGUCUGCUGCAAACGCAGCCGAGUGGAACGGGACCUCGUGAUGGAAGCGGCGGGAGCAGACUCCCGCAAGAUGGAGGCGGACGCUUGACGCAAAGGAGUGUGGGUAUCCAAUGUAAACGCGCUCUCCUCGCGGUUCAUUGCUCACAUUCAGCUCAUUUUCACCACAUUGGAAUGUUGGCUCCACAUUUUCUAUCUAAAUGUAAUAUUUUGACCUAAACCUAAACAUUUUGACCUAAACCUAAAUAUACAUCCAUCCAUUUUCUACCGCUUGUCCCUUUUGGGGUCGCGGGUGGUGCCGGAGCCUAUCUCAGCUGCAUUCGGGCGGAAGGCGGUGUACACCCUGGACAAGUCGCCACCUCAUCACAGGGCCAACACAGAUAGACAGACAACAUUCACACUCACAUUCAGACACUAGGGGCCAUUUAGUGUUGCCAAUCAACCUAUCCCCAGGUGCAUGUCUUUAGAGGUGGGAACCCGGAGGGAACCCACGCAGUCACGGGGAGAACAUGCAAACUCCACACAGAAAGAUCCCGAGCGCAGGAUCGAACUCAGGACUACUCAGGACCUUCGUAUUGUGAGGCACAUGCACUAACCCCUGUACCACCGUGCUGCCUACAUUUGCUACAUUUUAAACCUAAAUGGCAAAUCUAAACCUAAAUGUUAAAUCUAAAUCUAAAUGUUAAAUUUAAGUUUACAUGUAAAAAUUCUAUCUAAAUGGCCAAUCUAAACCUAAAUAUUAAAUCUAAAUGUUAAAUUCAAACCUAAAUAACAAAUCUAAACCUAAAUAUUAAAUCUAAAUCUUAAUGUUAAAUGUCUACCUAAAUGGCAAAUCUAAACCUAAAUGUUAAAUCAAAAUGUUACAUUUCUACCUAAAUGGAAAAUCUAAAUUUAAAUGUUAAAUCAAAAUGUUACAUUUCUACCUAAAUGACAAAUGUAAACCUAAAUGUUACAUUUUAAACCUAAAUGGCAUAUCUAAAUCUAAAUCCAAAUGCUAAAUCUAAAUGUUAAAUUCAAACCUAAAUGGCAAAUCUAAACCUAAAUAUUAAAUCUAAAUCUUAAAGUUAAAUGUCUACCUAAAUGGCAAAUUUAAACCUAAAUGUUAAAUCAAAAUGUUACAUUUCUACCUAAAUAGCAAAUCUAAACCUAAAUGUUAAAUCAAAAUGUUACAUUUUUACCUAAGUGGAAAAUCAAAAUUUAAAUGUUAAAUCAAAAUGUUACAUUUCUACCUAAAUGACAAAUGUAAACCUAAAUGUUACAUUUUAAACCUAA